Molecule: messenger RNA, 4222 nt
Organism: Lytechinus variegatus (green sea urchin)
Lineage: Eukaryota; Metazoa; Echinodermata; Echinoidea; Temnopleuroida; Toxopneustidae
Gene: heatr4
Product: HEAT repeat-containing protein 4-like
Exons: 14
Coding region: 113-3853 (1246 amino acids)
Biological process (GO): peptidyl-hypusine biosynthetic process
Molecular function (GO): deoxyhypusine monooxygenase activity
Source: RefSeq, a predicted model, not a curated record
ACUAUCGGUCCCAAAUCACGGUAUUUUCUUCCUUCUACAUUCAAAAUUUGUCCAUGGAAACAAGACGCAAACAGACAUAAUUCGAAGUCUUAGUAAAGCGUGAGGAUUGGUGAUGGAGACUGACAGCCUGUCUCGCCCACUUCUCUUCCCCUGUGCCGAUAGAGUAAAAGUACCACAGGUUGGGUCUGAUGAAUCAAAACUCAAAAGCCAAUUCUCCUUCCUGUCACAAAGUUUACCUCCAACUCGUACCCAGGAUGCACAGGGUAAAAUCCAUCAUGACUAUGUGAAGAAGAUAAGCGCUGAUCUCCUCUUCAGUGAAGCUGUAAUUCGCAAACAUGCAGCUCAUACACUUCCAUACAACAAGGUAGAUCUGAAAGGAACUUUUGAUUCCAAAGGAAUUGUGAAGAAGAAACCACUGAAAAAGAUUGGGACUGUUGGAAGGCAUAACCAGCGUGGGUACGAAAAGAAACAUGCUCCUUGCCACAUCACUACAGUAUCAGAACACAAGCUUAAGCCACUCCAGCCCAAAAAGAAAAAGAUAAUUCCUGAUAGAGAUGAUGAAAUUGUGUCUGAAGCUGGAACUGUUCUUAAAGGGAAAAAUGCAUUCCUCACUGAAACCGAGCAAGAGAAUGAAUUAGAAGAGGAAGUAGAGAUCAACACAGAUUCCCAGCAUAAUUCAAAGACGAGAACAAAAGAAUCUGAGAAUUGGGAUUCUCAUGUCUUGAUGAACCUGAGCAAAGCAACAGCAAGAUGGAUUGUCAACGAGCGAACACCUCAAGGUCCACAGAAGGACAGACUUACCAAGCUACUCGUUGAGAAGUUUGGAGAGUCUUCACAGCUUGAUACUCUUAUCAGAGAUGACACCAGCAUGAGUGAGACUGGGCUAGCUGAGCCAGCAGAACAAAGGGCAGAUAGCAGAACCUCAAAGAAACAGAAACCAGUGCUUUCUGGGGGUAGAAAAAGUUCUAGUGCCAAGGAUAAGAAAGAAGGAGGAGAAGGUGGUGAGGAUGAAAAUGAUGAAGAAGACAUCAAUACACAACCUUUAGCAUCAUUUUAUCGUCUUCCUGGUGGAGUCAGACGGAAGCAAAGACAACUUGCCAUUGAUAGUCUAGGUGCCAUCAACACAACUGCUCAAGACAUCCAAGUAUUCCGUCGUAAACCCAAGCCACCUCCUACUCUCAAGGAUGUAAUGAAUCCAGCCAUUGGUGAUAAGAUGCUUGAUACACACAACCAGUUUGAGCAAGAAUGGUUGCUUGGUGCACAGUUGAUUCAUCAGCCCGGUGAUUCAAAUCUCUACCUGGAUUCUGGCAACGUGUAUCAGGUCUCAACAAGGAAGAGUUUCCCUCAAGAUCCUUUAUCUUGGCACACUGAGAGCAAGAAGAAAACUAAAGAUCAAAAGAGCAAGAAAGAACGAGGGAAGAAGAAGAUAGACAUGCCUCAGCAUGGCUACAAAAAGUGGAAUAAACUUCCACAGCCCCUGCAGGAGGAACAGAUGGAUAUUCAUGAAGCAGGCUACGAUGCUGAAGCCCACAGGGAACCAGACCCAACAACUCUCAAGAGACAUAAAGAGAAUCCAUCGCUAGUUCAGCUCGUUGAUGAAUGGAGGAAUAAAUGGCACCUCGGUAGCAAGUGGUACGACAGCUCCAUCAAUGACCUUGAGAAAGACAUGAAUGACAUCAAUGAGCAUGUAAGAUUACAGGCCAUAGCAACCAUCGCUAAAGCAGCUACAUUCAGACCACCUGAUGAACCAGGAAGUGUUUCUCUUUCAAAGCCGUCAAAGGUCAAAAGUCGGCUUACCGGAAUCUUCAAUAAAAUUGGAAAGGAUGCUACAUCUCACGGUGUCCUCCCAGCAAAGCUUCUAAAAUGCGUUGAGAAAUCCUUGUUUGAUCCCAGUCCGAGAGUUUGCGUGACUGCUGCCAUCGCUCUGUAUACACUAAACAGACCAAAUGAAGAGCCACCUUAUGAACAGGCAAGAAAGAUCUUAAAGGAUGUGAUAAAGUCUGGAAGCGGGCCUGAACGUUGGGCAGCAGCUCAGUGUCUAGCACAUGCUGGCGUCUGUGACUCCUUCGUGGUCGGUGAGCUAGUCAAGCAGCUCUUUGACUCUGAGAACAUGGUCAAGCAUGAGCAGUGUAUUCGACUGCUCACAAACCUCAGUAGAGGGUCGUCCAUCGUGCAUUCCAUGGUUGCUGAACAGCUAAACAGUACCAGUUGGAGACAUCGUAUCGUGGCUUGCCGAACCUUUCCUCGCCUCUAUGGCACUAUCAAUAAGGAUAUCACCCACAAGCUUAGUAAUCUGAUGUGGAAUGACUGGCAUCGGGAGGUCCGAACCACCGCUGCUCAGACUCUAGGCCGUACAGGACACGGGAAGGAUGUCCAUGAUGAUCUGAGAGAUAGAUUACUCAACGGCAGUGAGAGGGAUAGGAUUGAUGCGCUGCAGAAGAUUGGACAUCUAGGUAUUAUGACAGCCCGCCUCCUGCCAUCAUAUCUGAAAUGCUUUGAUGAUCCCUACAUCGCUGUGAGGAUUGCUACCACUGAGACGGCUAGUAAGCUAGAACUCAAGGAUUCAGAUGUUCUCAUGAAGCUGCUUUUCUUGACAGAGUUUGACAGCAACUGGAAGGUCAAGGCACAUGCUCUCAAAGCUCUUGGAGACAUAGGUGAAUCUAACAAACACAUAGAGAGUGCUGUGCUGUGGGCUCUUAGGUUUGAAUCUCAGGCUGGUGUGAGAGCGGAAGCUUGUCAGACGAUGAUUAAACUAGGCAUCAAGGAUCCAGAGAUACCUGCCAUGCUUCAAGAAAAACUACUGGUAGAGCCCGAUGAAGUUGUCAGAGAGCAACUUGCAAUAGCUUUGGAAUCGUUUGGUGUGAGUGCUACCGGUGACAUGGAGAUGGUCCAGCAGAUUAAGGAUGAAGUACGACGUCUAUGCACCCGGUAUAACAUCGCUGCUAAGAUCACGCUCAAUGAGGAGAGGGAGGAGCUAGCACACCAGCAUAAACGCUUCUUUGAUUCUUCUCCUGCUCCAAGUGAACUUGUGAAAUCUGAUGUGUAUAUGCGCAGCCCAACUACAACACGCCCUUCAACCAAGCACAGUAUGAGAACCGUGACCCCAUCAAUCCACAUCAGCGUGGAUGAUGACUAUCGUCCUGGAACUGAGACACCCGAGGUUGACUUACCUAAGACACCCGGAAGCAUCGUUCCCACUGAUCUCAUGGGUAACCGACUCAGUCCUGCACAGCAGGGCAGCCGCCCUAACACCGGCAACACCCUGGGCAGGACAACACCUGCAGGGACUCCAUCGGGCUUGGUGAGGACCACGUCCGCUGGGAGACGAACCCCUGAGGAGAAACUGAAUAAGCUGAUCGAGGUCUAUGAAGGAACAGCAUCUCUUGCUCAGUACCAGGAGUUCAAGCAAGGAGACCUUGAUGCCAAAGAUGAUGGGAACGUGCGGAAACUGUCUCAGAUACCGGAAGCACCAACGGAAGAGGUUUCUGGUGAAAUCACAGGUCAGAGCAAAGUCCUGGAGGAUGAUGAAGGCAGCAGUGAUGUCUUCACCUCGGAUGUUGCAGAAUCACGCCUUGAUCAGACAGUGAUGGAUAAUGUCGACGUGCCUCUGAUGGGUGGUGAUGUCAUGAUACCAUUCCCUCGGAAGGACCGCAGGAAGAAGAGCGCGAAUGAGGAGCAAGUGAAUAAGGACGAUGCUGAGGAUAGUGAUGAAUAUGAGAUGGAUGAUGACUUGGGAGACGAUGAGGAAGAUGAGUUGAAGAAGUCAAUCCUUCGUCCAACACCUGAACCUGGAUCAGUGAGUCGAAUGACAUCGGCGACUCAUAAAGAUGACUCAAGACCACCAUCUAAUUGAAAUCGAGUUGCAAAACUAUAUGGAUUAUUAGUAAACUGCCAGAAUACUGUAUACCCUUUUAUUAUAAUGUAUGCAAGUCAGUAUGAAUGUAAAAUUAAUUUUGAGGUUAAGACCACUUCAUCUUUCAAAGAAGUUGGGGUUGUGAAUAUUUCUAACCCACAUAAGAGCCAAUAGUUUGUUUGAUGUUAAGAAAGAAAGUAAAUCUUCUUUGAAUAGCUGUCGAGAUGUUUUUUUUUUUAAUAUCUUAUAUCAUAAUAUAUGACAGAUUCUGUAAAAGCUUGGGGUUAAUAUUUAACAGCUGUCAAUAACAGGAGGAUAACGUAGGAGGCAGUUUCUAUUGUGCUUAUAAUACUAAUAAUAAUAUACUUA